CCACGCCAUGGUCACUCCUCCGGCCACUCCGGCCGCUGCCGAGCCGCCGUAGGGAGGCUCCGGCCGUGCCCCAUGGUCGCUCCUCCGGCCGCUGCGGAGCCGCUGUCCGCCCUCCGGCCGUAGGGAGGCUCCGGCAGUGCCCAUGGACCCCCCCAGGGCCCCCUCGGUGGCGCUGCCGGUGCUGGACGCCAUCGCCUUCUCGGGGGGAGGGGCCGAGAGCCCCGCACGGACACCGCUGACCCCCGCAGUGACCCCUGCAGUGACCCCCACAGUGACCCCCGCAGUGACCCCUGCACUGACCACUGCCCUGACCCCUGCCCUGACCCCCUCCUUGGCCCCCACCCUGACCUCCACACUGACCACUGCUCCAAAGCCCACCUUGACCCCUGCCCUGACCCCGGCCGCGGUCCCGGACGUGUUCUGGGCCAGCCUGCUCCGUGCCCAGCUCUGUGUCCAGGAGCUCCAGGGGGCCAUCGAGGGACAGACGGACACUAGUGACCACCCUCAGGACCUCCCCCGGGACCACCUCCAGGAUGAGGCUGGGAAUGUCUCCCAGGAGCUCCAAGGCCAUGGAUCCACGUUUGAGGAGAUGUUCCAGGUGUGCAUGGAUGAGUCCAUCCCACCCAAAGCCAUGGCCAAGGAUGAGAACAUCUCACCCAAAUCCGUGGCCAUGCUGGAGAACAUCUUCCAGGUGUCCACAGAUGGAUCCAUCCCACCCAAAUCCAUGGAUGAGGACAUCCCACCCAAAUCCAUGGAUGAGGACAUCCCACCCAAAUCCAUGGCCAAGGAUGAGAACAUCUCACCCAAAUCCGUGGCCACGCUGGAGAACAUCUUCCAGGUGUCCAAAUCCAUGACUGUGGAUGGGAGCAUCUCCCAGGAGCUCCAAAGCCAUGAAUCUACGUUUGAGGAGAUCUUCCAGGUGUGCAUGGAUGAGUCCAUCCCACCCAAAUCCAUGGAUGAAGACAUCCCACCCAAAUCCAUUGCCAUGUUUGAGAACAUCCUCCAGGUGUCUGCAGAUGGUUCCAUCCCACCCAAUUCCACACCCAAGGAUCAGGACAUCCCACCCAAACCCAUGCCCAUGGAUGAGAACAUUUUCCAGGUGUCUACGGAUGAGUCCAUCCCACCCAAAUCCACAGCCAAGGAUGAGUCCAUCCCACCCAAGCCCAUCACCGUGGAUGGGAGCAUCUUCCAGGAGCUCCAAGGCCAUGGAUCCACAUUUGAGGACAUCCUGCAUGCGUCCAUGGAUGAGCACAUCCCACCCAAAUCCACAGCCAAGGACGAGCACAUCCCACCCAAAUCCAUGCCAAUGGAUGAGAACGUUUCUCAGGUGUCUACAGAUGGUUCCAUCCCACCCAAAUCCAUGGGUGAGGACAUCCCACCCAAACCCAUGCCCGUGGAUGAGAAUGUUCUCCAGGUGUCUGCAGAUGGCUCCAUCCCAAACAAAUCCAUGCCCGUGGGUGGGAGCAUCUCCCAGGAGCUCCAAAGCCAUGGAUCCACGUUUGAGGAGAUCUUCCAGGCGUCCAUGGAUGAGUCCAUCCCACCCAAACCCACGGCCAUGGAUGAGAACGGUUUCCAGCUGUCCACGGAUGAGUCCAUCCCACCCCAGGCCGUACCCAUGGACCAAAGCUUUGAGUUCCUCUUUGGGAGCAUCAUGUCCAUGGGUGGGGACAUCUCCUCAUGGACAGUGACCAGGGAUGGGGACAUCUCAUCCCAGACCGUGACCAUGGAUGGGGACAUCUCCCACAUGUCCAUGGGUGGGGACAUCUCCUCAUGGACAGUGACCAGGGAUGGGGACAUCUCAUCCCAGACCGUGACCAUGGAUGGGGACAUCUCCCACAUGUCCAUGGGUGGGGACAUCUCAUCAUGGGCCGUGACCAGGGAUGGGGACAUCUCACCCAAAUUCAUGACCAUGGAUGGGACCAUGUCUCCAGAGCACCUGGCCGUGGAUUCCAGGAUCUCUCCUGAGUCCGUGACCAUGGAUGGUCCCACCUUGGCCAAGGCCGUGAGCCUUGGUGAAACAGUUUCUCCAGAGAACGUUCCCGUGGAUUCCAGGGUCUCCCCCAGUCCCAUGGCCAUGGACGGUCCCACCACGGAUGGUCCCAUCUCCCCCAAGCCCCGAGCCCCCAAACUCAGCCAGGAGGAAGAGGAAGGUGACGACGAUGACGACCACGCCAACAAUGACCACCAUGACCUCAGUGACUUAGGUGACCACCAUGACUGUGAUGACCACAAUGACCUCAAUGUCCGCAUUGACCGCCAUGACUGUGAUGACCACCAUGACCACCCUGACCACAAUGACCUCAAUGACCUCGAUGUCCACAAAGACCAUGAUGACCACCCAGACCACGAUGACCACCCUGACCUCGAUGAUCACAAUGACCUAGAUGACCACCAUGACUGUGAUGACCACCAUGAGCUCAAUGACCUCAAUGACCACCAUGACCUCAAUGACCGUGAUGACCACAAAGACCAUGAUGACCACCAUGACCACCAUGACUGUGAUGACCACAAUGACCACCAUGACCUCAAUGACCACCAUGACCUAGAUGACCACCAUGACCACAAUGUCCACCAUGACCACCGUGACCGUGAUGACCACGGUGGCUCCUCCCAUGAAGAUGAAGACAAGGAGAACCUGGAGGAGAACCUGGAGGAGGACCUGGAUGAGAAGGACGAGGAUGAUGAGGACCUGGAUGAUGAGGAGGACCUGGAUGAGGACCUGGAUGAUGAGGAGGACCUGGAUGAGGACCUGGAUGAGGACGAGGAGCCCCAUUUCCACACCAACCCCCUGUUCCAGCACCCGCUGCCCCCGGGGGUGCCCCCCUGGCGUCCCCACGGUGCCACCCUCGGGUGUCACCCCCCAGGAGGAGCCACCACCGCGGGCUGGGGACCACCCAGAACCCCGGAAUUUGGGGACACCCCGGAUCCGCCUGCGGAAUUUGGGGACCCCCCGGAAUUUGGGGACACCCUGGAAUAUGGGGACCCCCCAGAAUUUGGGGACCCCCUGGAAUUUGGGGACACCCCCUUGGUGUCUUCUCCUCCCCCAGGACCACCCAGAACCCCAGAAUUUGGGGACAUCACAGAUCCACCUCCGGAAUUUGGGGACAUCCCGGAUCCACCUCCCGAAUUUGGGGACAUCCCGGAUCCACCUCCUGAAUUUGGGGAUCCUCCAGAAUUUGGGGACCCCCCCGAAUUUGGGGACCCCUUGGAUCCACCUCUGGAAUUUGGGGACCCCCCCAAAUGGGUGGACCCAAAAUGGGGGGGGCUGGACCCCCCCACCCCCUUGGAGGAGCCCCCCAGUUCCUGGGAACCCCCAGAUUUACCCCAAAAAGAGGAACCCCAAAUUCCCCCAGAACCCCCAAAUUUGCCCCAAAAAGAGGAACCCCAAAAACCCCAAAUCCCCCCAGAUUUACCCCAAAAAGGGAGACCCCAAAACCUCCCAGAUUUACUCCAAAAAGAGGGACCCCAAAACCUCCCAGAACCGCCAAACUGGCCCCAAAAAGAGGGACCCCAAAUUCCCCCAGAUUUGCCCCAAAAAGAGGGACCCCAAAUUCCCCCAGAUUUGCCCCAAAUGCCCCCAGAUUUACCCCAAAAAGGGAGACCCCAAAACCCUCCAGAUUUACCCCAAAAAGGGGGACCCCAGAGCCCCCAAACCCCCCCAAAUUUACCCCAAAAAGAGGGACCCCGAAACCUCCCAGAACCCCAAGAUUUGCCCCAAAAAGGGAGAACCCAAAUCCCCCCAGACUUACCCCAAAAAGAGGGACCCCAAAACCUCCCAGCACCCCCAGAUUUACCCCAAAACCUCCCAGAUUUGCCCCUAAAAGGGAGACCCCAAAACCUCCCAGUUUUACCCCAAAAAGAGGAACCCCAAAUCCCCCCAGAUCUGCCCCAAAAAGAGGGACCCCAAAACCUCCCAGCACCCCCAAACUGGCCCCAAAAAUUGGGACCCCAAAUCCCCCCAAAUUUGUCCCCAAAAGAGGGACCCCAAAUCCCCCCAAAAUGGGGACCCCAGACCCCAAAUUUCCCCCCAAAAUUGGGGAUCCAGAGCCCCCCCCACCCCCUGACCCCCCUCAAACCCCCCCAAAGCCCCCGGGGACCCCCCCAAAACGACCCCCCCGACCCCCCCGACCCCGGGGGUUUUGGGGGGUCCCCCCCACCCGAGGAGCCGCCCUCCAAGCCCAGCCCGGACCCCCCGCGGGACCCCCCUGGGGAGGACCCUCAGUCCCUGGCCCGGCGCCUUUUCCGCCUGGACGGGGUCAGGAAGUCCCAGGUGGCCUCGUUCCUGCGCAGGGACACGGAGUUCAGCGCUCGGGUGGCGCGGGAGUACCUGGAGCUCUUCCAGUUCCAGGGGCUGAGCCUGGAGCAGGCCCUGAGGCAGUUCCUGCGGGCCCUGGUGCUCUCGGGGGAGACUCAGGAGCGCGAGCGAGUCCUGGGGCACUUCUCGAGCCGCUUCCACCGCUGCAACCCCGGCGCCUUUCCCUCGGCUGACUCUGUUCACACCCUCACCUGUGCCCUGAUGCUGCUCAACACCGACCUGCACGGCCAGCGCCUGGGCCGGGCCAUGAGCAGCUCUGAGUUCGUGACCAACCUGAGUGGGAUGAUGGACGGCCGGGACUUCCCCCGGGAGCAGCUCAAGGCUCUGUACGGCUCCAUCCGCAGCCGGAAGCUGGAAUGGGCAACGGACGACGAGGACGAACCCGGGGCCGAUUCCCAAAAGGCCAAAAAAGCCCCAAAAUUCCCCAAUCCCGAAAUUCCCCCAGAACUCCUGGGGGGCUCCGGCCCCGCCCGCAGGGGGGUCCUGGCCAGGAAGGUCCUGGCAGAGAGCGACGGCAAAAAGGCUCCCUGGGGCCGGCGGGGCUGGAAGCGUUUUAGGGCCGAGCUCCGGGGGCCCCUCCUGGUGCUGCAGAGGGACCCCCCCGAGGGCCCCGAGGAGGUUUUGGGGUUGCCCCACGCCCUGGCCCAGCCCCACCCCAAAUACACCAAACGCCCCCACGUGUUCCUGCUGCGCACCGGGGACCGCCGGGAGUUCCUCUGCCAGGCACAGAGCCCCCUGGAGCUGGCCCAGUGGGUGUUUGGGAUCAACGUGGCCGCCGCCCUCUCCUCGUCCCCCCCGUUCCCCGCGGCCGUCGGCUCCCGGCGCCGCUUCGUCAGACCCAUCCUGCCCUCGGCGCCCAGCCGCUGCCCCCCGGAGCAGCAGCAGUGCCAGCUGCAGCGCUGGUUGGGGACAGUGACGUGCCAGCUCCUGGAGCACCAGCGGCUCCUGCCCGAGGGACGGGGACGGGAGCAGGAGGAGCACCGGGCACACGGGGACUUCCUGCGCCAGGAGCGCCAGCGCUGCCUCACCUACGUGCAGGCGCUGGGGGCGUGGCUGCGCGGGGACAGCGGCGACAGCGCCACCCUCGGGGACAGCGAGGAGCUCGGGGACAUCGCCGAGGGUCCCCUUGGGGACAGCCCCGAGUGUCCCCAUGGCCCCGCGCCGCUCACCAAGUGCCACUCGAGUCCCUCGCUGGCCCCGGAGCCACCCCCGGGCCGCGUGCGGCGCCACAUCUCGGAGCGCAGGGCCACCCGUGUCAUUGUCCCCAAACGCCACCGGGACCGCCUGUGACUGUCACCAGAGUCACUGCCACAUCUCGGAGCGCAGGGCCACCCGUGUCAUUGUCCCCAAACGCCACCGGGACCGCCUGUGACUGUCACCAGUGUCACCGCCACAUCUCGGAGCGCAGGGCCACCCGUGUCACUGUCCCCAAGUGCCACCAGGACCGCCUGUGACAGACCUGGAUUGUCCCCGGGACUGUCCCCAAGUGCCACCAGGACUGGCUGUGGGGACCCUGUGACAGGGACACCCCAAAGUGCCACCUCUGUGACAGGGACGCUCCCAAUGUCCCCUCUGUGGGACAAAGGACACCCCAAAGUGCCACCCCCAGGACAGGGACACUCCCAGUGUCCCCACCCCAAUGUCCCCAAUGCUGUCCCCAAUGUCCCCUCCCCCCUGGUACGAGGCUUUUUUUGGGGGGUCCCCCCGGGAUUGGGAACAACUCAGGGAAAUCCCAAAACUCCCAAACUUCCCAAAAAUCCCAGUCCCAAAUUCCCAUUCCCAAAAAUCCCAAAAAUCCCCAAACCAAUCCCAUUCCCAGAGGAAUUUUGGGGGGAAUUUGGGAUUUGGGGGGAAUUUGGGAUUCCCUCGCUGCGGUUGUGCAAUAAAGGUUCAGAAUUCCGGAA
Molecule: messenger RNA, 6219 nt
Organism: Serinus canaria (Common canary)
Lineage: Eukaryota; Metazoa; Chordata; Aves; Passeriformes; Fringillidae
Exons: 16
Coding region: 143-5605 (1820 amino acids)
Biological process (GO): regulation of ARF protein signal transduction
Cellular component (GO): ruffle membrane
Molecular function (GO): guanyl-nucleotide exchange factor activity
Source: RefSeq, a predicted model, not a curated record